AUGGUUUACGAAGAGAGAUUUAAUUAUCAACUAGGACCUAUUUCCGCGUGCAGCCGAACGUACCCCCGCGUGCAACUACCAGGCGGAUCGGUAGUGUCUGCGCGCGCGCGUGGUUCCGCUACUUUAGCGUGCUCAGUGCGAGGACGGCCCGCGCCUGACGUCACGUGGCUCAAAGAUGGCGAGCCGCUGUCGCUGAAUAGACACGAUAUCACGCUGGUUGACGGCACGUCGCUGCACAUCCAAGGCGUGUUAGCGGUGGACGCGGGAAUGUUCCAAUGCGUCGCGACCUCUUCCCUUGGACAAGCGCAGGCCAGUCUCCGGCUCGUCGUGCUACCUCCUGAUGACGGUAUCAAUUCACCAAAUUCCACAGCCGGGCUUAUAAACAGCAAAUCGUUCCUAAACUCCCUCGUGCCUACAUCGAUGACAUCACCAUCCCACACAAAACCCUCCUUUUCCAAUUCCACCCAAGACAUUUUCAAUAGUUUGGUUUCCUCGGGGCACUGGGGGGACCAAAGUGCAGACCCUACGCCUGAAGACUUGGACUUCCUCGGAGAAACCUCAUCAGCAUUCACUUCUGGGCCUGAACUGGAAUAUGACUAUAACUACGACGCAGAUCAAACUGACGAAAACGAUCUCGAUUCCUUUCACGCUAACGAAGGAUUGGACCUGGACCAGCUGCGGCACGCCAACGCGACUGUGAUCUCUCCGCCGAAGAACUUAAAGGCGGUUAUCGUGAAGCACCGAUUCGUCACGCUUAGCUGGGAGGAGCCUGAUACGAAGAAUGAAGAUAUAAGCGGUUACGCCGUCAUCUAUAAAGUCAAAGGGAGUGAAAGAGAGCGCGUGUCCCGCGGCGGCGCGCGGCACGAGAUGAAUGUAGCGGCGCUGCAGCCCAACACCACCUACACGUUUCAACUGCUGGCCUACACGCAGCACGCAUUCUCGCCGCCCACCAAGCCUCUAGAAAUAACAACGCCGGAAGAGGAGCUCUCCCACGGCGCGGUGCGUGAACUCCGCGUAGAACCGGCGUCGCCGCACGCGCUGCGGGUCACGUGGGCGCCGCCGCCGCCGCCGCCCGCCGGCGCGCCGCCGGACAAGUACCAGAUCACGUACACAGAGGUGGACAGCAACCGCGAACAAACCAUGUGGGUGGACGCUCCUUCAGACCCGGCGGCGCCGGUCAACGCCACCCUCGCCGGCCUGCGCGCCGCCGCCGCCUACACCGUGCGCGUCGCGGCCGCCGGCGGCGCGCCGACCGAGAGGCAAGCCCGGACGCCCAGUGCCGCGCCCGCCGCGCCGCCCGCCGGACUUACUGCUGUGCCUACCGGGGCUACGUGCUACGCUCAACACACACAUUCAUAUACUUUCAACGAAGCUAGGGCGGACACUCUAAACACUAUCGUGGAUAUGUGCGCCGCGCCGCCCGCCGACCUUAACGCUGUGCCUACUGGGGCUACGUCGAUCCUAGUCCGCUGGGAAGCGCCACCGGCCAAGACGCACCACGGAGCGCUAACCGGCUACAAGAUUCGCUACCGGGCCGUCGCCGCCGACUCCGCCGCGCCGACUGCCCGCCGGAAGGCCGACUCGCUCACCACGCCCGCCGACGCCCGGCGCGCCGAGCUGAGGGCGCUGCAGACCGCCACCACCUACCAGGUGAGGCUCGUGUCUCACAGGACCCACCGCAAGCCUCACAGGCUCCAAGCUGCGCUACCGGCCGGCCGGGCUGCUGUNACUGCCCGCCGCAAGGCCGACUCGCUCACCACGCCCGCCGACGCCCGGCGCGCCGAGCUGAGGGCGCUGCAGACCGCCACCACCUACCAGAUCCGCGUGUGCGCCAUCAACGUGAACGGCUCGGGCCCGUUCAGCGAGUGGGUGACGGCCACCACGCAGCGCCAGGAGCUCGACGAGACCCGCGUGCCGCCGCAGCCGCCGCCGCUCACCACGCGCGCGGGCCGCGACUGGAUCUCUGUGUGGUGGGCGGAGGGCGGCGGCGGCGGCGUGGCGGUCCGCGGCUGGUGGCUGGGCUGGGGCGCGGGCGUGCCCGACGACCACUCGCGCGAGUUGCCGGCGCAUCUACACUCCCACGUCAUACGGGGACUCGAAUCCAACGCGGAAUACGUGAUCUCUCUCCGCGGCAGCAACGCGCUAGGCCUGGGGCCAGCGGUGUACGCGACCGUACGCACGCGCGCGCCGCCCGAGGGGCAGGACGAGGACGACGACGAGGCGGACGACGAGGACGAGGACGACGAGCCCGACCCGCCCGACCUGCUGCCGCCUGUGGGACUCAAGGUGAUAAUGUUGAGUGGAACUACAGCUGUUGUGUACUGGACGGACCCCACAUUACCUAAAGGACAGACGGCGACGGACGGGCGCCGCUACGUGGUCCGCUGGGCGGCGGCGGGCGCGGGCGCGGGCCGCGCGCGCACCUACAACGCGUCCGACCUCAACUGCAUGCUCGACGACCUGCGGCCUAAUACGCACUACGAGUUCGCCGUCAAGCUCAUCAAAGGCGGGCGCGAGUCGCAGUGGUCGAUGAUCGUGUCCAACACAACACUAGAAGCGGUCCCGUCGUCUCCACCGCGGGACCUGCGCGUGUCGGCCGCCGCGCCGCCCGCGCGCGCCGUCGAGCUCGCCUGGGCGCCGCCCGCCCGCCCCAACGGAAUCAUCACCGGCUACGUAGUGAUGUACGCAGUGGCCCGCGGCGGCGGCGCCGAGGAGUGGACGGCGGUCAGCGUGGCGGGGACCGCCGGGCGCGCGCGCGUGGAGCGGCUGCGGCCGCGCACCGCCUNCCCUUAUAAAAGCUACUUAUAA
This is a messenger RNA of Ostrinia furnacalis (Asian corn borer), 2808 nucleotides long. RefSeq names its product netrin receptor DCC-like. Gene Ontology annotation, molecular function: protein binding. Bases 1 to 2808 code for a protein of 935 amino acids. The record is from RefSeq and is a predicted model, not a curated record. NCBI's taxonomy places the organism in Eukaryota, Metazoa, Arthropoda, Insecta, Lepidoptera, Crambidae. Gene Ontology annotation, biological process: cell-cell adhesion. The transcript has 18 exons.